This is a messenger RNA of Beauveria bassiana ARSEF 2860, 2796 nucleotides long. Its product is annotated as Ctf1-like protein. The record is from RefSeq and is a predicted model, not a curated record. Bases 1 to 2796 code for a protein of 931 amino acids. NCBI's taxonomy places the organism in Eukaryota, Fungi, Ascomycota, Sordariomycetes, Hypocreales, Cordycipitaceae. Gene Ontology annotation, molecular function: zinc ion binding; DNA-binding transcription factor activity, RNA polymerase II-specific; DNA binding. Gene Ontology annotation, biological process: regulation of DNA-templated transcription; DNA-templated transcription. The transcript has 6 exons.
AUGGACGUUGACAUGUCGGGCGACAGCGGCCAGAACGGCCAUUCUCCCGCGAAAUCGUCACCUGGUGGCAAUCACAACACUGCUGCCAACGCUGCUGCCACCGCGGCCGCCAACGCAGCAGUGAGUUUUAGAAGACAACGCGCAUCCCGUGCAUGUGAGACCUGCCAUGCCAGAAAAGUUCGUUGUGAUGCCGCCAGUCUCGGCGUGCCUUGCACCAACUGCGUCGCAUUUCAGAUCGAAUGUCGUAUCCCCAACCCGAAACGAAAGAAGGCUCAGAGUAACGCUGGCCAAACCAGCAAAGACUCUGACAGUGACCGCGGCGACGGAGAUGAACGAUCACAAACCGGAACAUCCAUCGGCUCUGCUACAUACCCGCAACCACCGACAGUAUCGCACUCGAUAGAAGGCACACCUCUGACCCUUCUGACAGAGGCACAAUCACGCAAACAGGACAUUGAUACAGGCACUUACCUGAACAUGGUCAUGAAGCCCAAGUUCACUCGUGCACCCAUCACUGAGGCUGGCCGUGUUGCAUAUCUGGGCGAAUCUUCCAACCUGACUCUCCUCGUCCACGAUCGACAAGGCUCCGCCGAUGUCGUACACUACCCGCUCCCUGAAAAUGUUAGAGGCUCUCGUGCCAGACUAACCGAACUGGACAAUGUCGAGAUAGACAUCUUGCACCAAAGGGGAGCAUUUCUGCUCCCUCCCCGAUCCCUAUGCGACGAACUCAUUGACUCGUACUUCAAAUGGGUCCAUCCUAUUGUCCCCGUCGUCAACAGAGCUCGUUUCAUGAAGCAGUAUCGCGAUCCAAAAAAUCCUCCCUCACUGCUGCUCUUACAGGCUGUCCUUCUCGCAGGCACACGGGUUUGCAGCAAUCAGCAGCUCAUGGAUGCCAACGGGUCGACUACCCCGGCUGCCCUGACCUUCUACAAGCGCGCCAAGGCUUUGUACGAUGCCAACUACGAAGAUGACCGCGUUACGAUUGUCCAGUCUGUCUUGCUCAUGGGCUGGUACUGGGAAGGCCCCGAAGAUGUGACUAAGAAUGUUUUCUACUGGAGCCGUGUUGCCACCAUUGUUGCUCAAGGAUCUGGCAUGCAUCGCUCGGUCGAGCAGUCUCAGCUGAGCAAAUCCGAUAAGCGCCUGUGGAAGCGAAUUUGGUGGACGUUAUUCACUCGCGAUCGUUCCGUCGCAGUCGCUCUCGGCCGGCCCGUUGGAAUCAAUCUCGACGAUUCAGACGUCGAGAUGUUGACAGAAGACGACUUCAUUGAAGACGAGUCUGGCAGCAACUCUGAGUUUGCACCUGACCAAAUACACGUGCAGUUCUUCCUGCAAUACGUUAAGCUGUGCGAAAUCAUGGGCUUGGUGCUAUCACAACAAUACUCGGUUGCAUCAAAGGGUCGACAGCGGAAUGCUAUUGAUCUCACGCACAGCGACAUGGCCCUGGCAGAUUGGCUACAAAACUGUCCAAAAAUUGUUUACUGGGAGAUGCCACGACACCAUUUCUGGUCUGCUUUGCUCCACUCCAACUACUACACAACGCUUUGUCUUUUGCAUAGGGCACACAUGCCUCCCAAUGGCGGACCGAGAACUCUUGACGACUCGCCAUACCCAUCAAGAAACAUUGCCUUCCAGGCUGCGGCAAUGAUCACUUCAAUAGUUGAGAAUCUCGCGGCCCAUGAUCAGCUUCGAUAUUGUCCUGCUUUCAUCGUGUAUAGUCUGUUUUCUGCACUGAUCAUGCACGUGUAUCAGAUGCGGUCCCCCGUUCCGUCUAUUCAGCAGGUCACUCAUGACCGACUACGGAGCUGUAUGCAAGCGAUGAAGGAGGUCUCGAGAGUAUGGCUAGUGGGUAAAAUGGUGUACACGCUGUUUGAGUCCAUCAUAGGCAACAAGGUGCUUGAAGAGCGCUUACAAAAGGCUGCAGGCAAACGUCACCGCAAAAUGCAGCAAAGCAUGUCUAAUUUGGACCAACACAGCAAGGCGCAGCAACAGCAGCAGCAGCAGCAGCAGCAGCAGCAGCACCAACACCAACACCAACAGGAUCAAAGUAAACGAAAAUUUGAUGAUAUGACCAUGGACUUCACCGCAAAUGCACCGACACCACAGGAAUCCUACGAACGAUCGCGUCCGCAAACGCCGAGUGCUGUCAGGGUCGACGGAGGUCCUAUAGGCGGACCUCCGACUGGCCCACAAGCGAGUAUAUCACCUCCACCGCGACCAGCAAAUGAUACAUUCAUGGGAGGUACCAGCUCGCGACCACAAACGCGGCCUGCAACGCCAUUCAAUCCAUCCUUUUCGGUUCCAGCCACACCGCCCGAUCUGUAUUUGGUUACUCGAAAUUCUCCCAACAUUUCGCAGACGCUUUGGGAAAAUUUCCAGCCAGACCAGCUGUUUCCUGACAGCACGGGUAUUCCCAACAUAUCACCAUCGCAGACGCAUCAAAACAUCGAUCCAAGCGGGCUGGGACAUGUGCCGGGCGGAGUACCUCCGGCGCAGUUCCAUCAUCGUGGCACCGGUGGCCAAGGCAAUGGCAACGGCGCCAUGCCAGUGCCAGGCUUCGCUACACAUGCAAACAUGUGGCAGAAUAGUUUUGACGCCCCCGGGCAGGAUGGACAGAGCCCAGACAGUUGGAGCACAGGCUCAGCUGCAGGACAGCCAGUGCCGACGACGCUCAACGUUGAAGAUUGGUUCCAAUUCUUUGGCAUUCAGGGCGAUCCAAGUCAAUUGAACCUUGAUACGCUUGGAAACAACAAUGUUGCGCCGAAUCUUGGUAAUGCAACUGCAAGUAACAACCAAUAG